Messenger RNA from Archocentrus centrarchus (flier cichlid), 3269 nucleotides. It is a transcript of the gene fastk, whose product is annotated as Fas-activated serine/threonine kinase. Gene Ontology annotation, biological process: mitochondrial RNA processing; regulation of mitochondrial mRNA stability. NCBI's taxonomy places the organism in Eukaryota, Metazoa, Chordata, Actinopteri, Cichliformes, Cichlidae. Gene Ontology annotation, cellular component: ribonucleoprotein granule; mitochondrial matrix. The record is from RefSeq and is a predicted model, not a curated record. Gene Ontology annotation, molecular function: RNA binding. The transcript has 10 exons. The annotation marks the transcript as partial.
GGUCUGGCUGUGCUUGAGGCACCUCACCCCCACCUCCCCCACCAUCCUCACCCAGCCCCGCCUCCCCCCACCUACCCACUGUACCAGGGCCGCCCUGACGCCCACCGAGGAGCACACUUCCACCACCACUACAACCCCCACCCGCAACCCCACCACCUGGCCCCGCCCCCGUUGCCACCCCACUACCAGCACCACGCCACUUUCCACGCAUAUGGAGGCGGAACUCCAUCAGGGGCCGCCACCAGCAAGAAGAAGACGUGGAACUUCAUCCACGAGAAGAUGAGUUACGACACGUUCUUCACCAUGAAGCGGCUGAUCGAGCGCUCACGGCGGCCUGACGAGGUGCUGCGCUGGGUCACCCAAAACCCUGCCAAAAUCUCCCACAACCACUACCCUGUCGCCCUGCAGAAGAUCGGACAGCUGCUGCAGGCCACGCCCCCUGCUCGCACCGUCGGGGACGAGACUGACGGCGAGGCCUCCGGAGGUGGCGGGGCGGAGGGGGAUGGGCGACAGAUCCUUGAGCAUCAGGACUUCCAGACGCUCUGCAACGCCAUCGUCAGCGAUUGCGCCAAGUUCGACAACUUCAGCAUCGUUAACUGUCUGUAUGCCGUGGCCGCACUCGGUCUGCCGAGUGACUCUCAGGUAGUCCAGGUGCUGGAGGCGGAGUCUCAGUCCAGGCUGAGCCAGUUCAACCAGAAGGACGUGUCCAUGGUGUUCAGCUCCAGCAUGAAGCUCCACCCGGGCAGCCAGCACCCACUCACCGAGGCCUGCCUGGCUGGCCUGGAGAAGAACCUGGAGCGAGAGCGCCACCCGCAGACGCUCUUCCUACUGCUCUCAUACUACAGACUCAAAUGGCGCUCCAUGCAGCCGCAGGAAGCUGCUGCAGGGGGUGCUGCAGCCACUGCUGCUAGUAGUAGCACCCCUAACCCCGAACAGCUGCUCGCCAACAGGAAGAUCUUACGUCUGGUCAAACACACCUUGGCGAGUGUGAGUGGGGUUCGAGAUCAAGAGAUGGCGCUGCUGGACGAGAUGCUCGCGGCGUGUGCUCGUGAGGCGAGCAACAAGAGUCUGGAACUGAUCUUCAGCUCUCACCUGUUCUACCAGAACAGACAGGAGAGGUUCAUCAGCAGCCUGGCAGAUGAGUUACCAAAAAAAGUGGACAGCAUCACUCCAUACACAAUGGCGCUGAUCGCUAAAUAUAUUGCCCGUCAUCGGCUGAGAGAGACUCGACUGCUCGACACCAUCGCUGACUUCCUGGUGAAGAAGGCGGAGUACUUGGACAGUAAGGUGAUCCAGAAGCUAGUGUUCCCGUUCAGCCGGAUGAGUUACCGUCCGUCCAAUGAGCAGCAGUUUUUCUCCCGGCUGGAGGAGGUGGUGGAGCUGAAGGCGCUUAGCUCGCCGCUCGCCACUGUCAACAUCCUCAUGUCUCUGUUCCAGCUCGGGCAUUUCCCUGGACUGGUGCUCCAUCGAGUUUUCUCGUCAGCCUUCAUCAGCAAUGUCACCAACAGUCCAUACGCGCUGAUUGUAAGGAGGUACCUCUCCCUGCUGGACGCUGCCGUCGAGUUGGAGUACCGUGACUACACGGGGCCACGACUGCAAGACGCACACAAGGUGCUGAUGUUUGACCACGCCCUCACAGCUGACGAGGUCAACCGCAAGUACAGUUAUAAAGGUUUGGUGGCUGAGGCUCUGCGACAGUUGGUUGGAGAACAGAACUACAAACAGGAUGAAGUUCUCGCCCCAGGAUAUUACACAGACUUCCUGUUGUGGAUGGACAGUUCUGGGCGGGUCCUUCCCAUCCGGACUGGCGCUGGCCUCUCUUUGAGCAUCCUUCCUCCGUCCUGUGUCGCUGUGGUGUCCAAGCCGGCCGAUGCGGUGGUUGGCGCAGUGACCUCAGACUUCCAGAAGUUUUCUCCAUUUGUGGCGCUGGAGGAGGGUGCUGAGCCGGUGUGUCAAGUGGGUGAGGGGAUGGCCGGGGCUGUGGAGUCCCGGUCCUUCCUGCCUCACCACAUUCGCAGCACACCGGGCGCCGCAGGCCACCCAGGACACCUCCGGGUGGGGACUAAUGGCGGUCCACUGGAUUACGGGCCAUACUACGUCCCUCCGGCAGAGUACUACUCGAGCCUAGCCAAAGAGCACUCGCUAGAGAGUCAGGACAGCUCCACACUCAGCAGCCCCCCCUCGGACGGCUUGGCCCCUCCUGGUCCUCAGGGGCCAGCGGCAGCCGCUGCCCCAGACUCCCUCUUCCAGUUUUCCAUUGGGAAAAUCCUGGAAGAUGAAGGCGGCGCAGGGGCGCCUGGAGUCCAGAGGCCAGACUGUGAGCUUGCCGGAUUCUACAAAGGAGUGACAUAUGCCGAGGGCACUGACAGAGGGCCCCCGUCACCGCCACCGCUCCACCCCCCUGAGCAGCCGGACCCCGACAGCCUGCCCCAGGACCAGAGGCAGAUCCGGAGGGUCAUCAUGUCCGUCAAUGACAAGUGGCACUACUGUCACAACUCCGAUGUUCUAGUGGGCUCCCGCGCUAUGAGAGACCGCCACCUGAGGCUGCUGGGAUACGUCAUCCUGCAGCUGCCAUACCAUGAGCUGGAGAAGCUGAAUGGCAUCGAGGAAGUGAAGCAGUACCUGCACAAGAAGCUGCUGGACGUCCCACUAUGACGCCCCAUGUGUGUGUGCGUGUGUGUGAGUGUAUGUGUGUGAGACCUGCCUGGGGUCAGAGGUUGGCGGUUACUUGGUGACGUCCUGUCCGUCAGAACGGGGAGAAGAGCUGCACAAUAACAAGCUCCAACCAAACUCUGUCCAUUUUUCAUAGCGUUUAAGAACUGAUUCCUUAUCAAUAAACAGGCCAAUUAAUCAAUGUAAACACCAUCGGGAGGGUCUGAUCGAUUACAAACCAAAUUAUUGGUCAGCUGUAAGAAGCCGGCGGAUGCGGUGGUACGUCUCGUGUUAACGUGCAGCUCAACUCAGAACCCCAUCAGGCUUUGCUGCCGUUUUCUGAGCACUUUCUAUAAAUCGAUUGAGCCCUGCAGGCAUUCAGACUCUGUUCAUGUGUCGGAGCCUUUAAGGUGCAGUCUCUAACAAAGGUGUCUCUCACCUGGGAGGAUCCAAUAUCACGUGACCAUCAGCACCUCACACAGGGAGUUCUGUGAUCUGAUUGGUCGCCAUGUGGACGAUCUCACUUUUUUUCCUUGGGAUGGAGGAGGGCAGACCUUUUAUAAGGUGUGGUGACCAUGGUAACGGCAAUGCAGAUGUGUGUGUGGGGGGGAACGGGU